AUGCAAUCAAGACUUAUUGAUCCAUCAAAACCAAUUAAAUACUAUUCCAUUUACACCCAAAUGAGACUCAAUGGACAGGGCGGAAUGGAAAUAUCAUAUCCUGAAGACGCCUGUGAACAAGAAAUCAUCAGCAUUGCAGAAGAAGCAAUGAACCUAGAGCAUAACCAAAACAGAAUUCCAAUAUUUAUUAAUGUAAAGGACAACUCUAUCUCAUUUAUGCCAAAGGAUGGCCAAUUGAAAAACUUCGAUAUAAAAUCCAAGAAGAUUCAAUUACAAGAUCGCUACAUUAACUCUAAAAUUGUUGCACCAAAGGCAGAGAUUGAAUUAACAAUUGACAUUACCUCAAAAAUAUCAAAAAUUGUCGGUAAGUUUUUCGAUAAGGAAGUUGCUUCCUUAAAAGACUACUACACCCUUUUCUCCCUUGAAGAUCCCGAAAACCCAAGACCUCUUGACCCAAGAAAGCCUCUAUUCAACUGCACACUUGCAUUUGAUCGUCUUGUCCUCAAAAGAUACCUUUGGAUUUUCCCACCACAUCUUAUGACAAACGUUGAUUCUGCUUGGUUGAUGUAUUCCGAUUGCAGAAGCUACAUCUUUGAACACGAAGAACUUGACAUUCCAUAA
Trichomonas vaginalis G3 is the source of this 621-nucleotide messenger RNA. RefSeq lists its product as uncharacterized. The record is from RefSeq and is a predicted model, not a curated record. The transcript has a single exon. Lineage: Eukaryota; Parabasalia; Trichomonadida; Trichomonadidae. The coding region runs from base 1 to 621 and encodes 206 amino acids.